This is a messenger RNA of Fukomys damarensis (Damara mole-rat), 3364 nucleotides long. It is a transcript of the gene Ppp2r2c, whose product is annotated as protein phosphatase 2 regulatory subunit Bgamma. The record is from RefSeq and is a predicted model, not a curated record. Lineage: Eukaryota; Metazoa; Chordata; Mammalia; Rodentia; Bathyergidae. The transcript has 9 exons. Bases 1 to 1254 code for a protein of 417 amino acids. Gene Ontology annotation, biological process: peptidyl-serine dephosphorylation. Gene Ontology annotation, cellular component: cytosol; protein phosphatase type 2A complex. Gene Ontology annotation, molecular function: protein binding; protein phosphatase regulator activity.
AUGGGCUGGGCUUGGCAUUUGCUCAGAGGUAAGGAUCCACGCCCACUUCACACAUGGGACAAGUCCCGAGUCACCCAGAGCAAAAAUGCACCUCACAGCCAGGGUGAGUAUGACGUGUACAGCACCUUCCAGAGCCAUGAGCCUGAGUUCGACUAUCUCAAGAGCCUGGAGAUAGAAGAGAAGAUCAACAAGAUCAAAUGGCUUCCUCAGCAGAAUGCAGCCCACUCGCUGCUGUCCACCAACGAUAAAACCAUCAAGUUAUGGAAGGUCACCGAGCGGGAUAAAAGGCCCGAGGGCUACAACCUGAAGGACGAGGAGGGGAAGCUGAAGGACCUGUCCACGGUGACGUCGCUGCAGGUGCCGGUGCUGAAGCCCAUGGACCUGAUGGUGGAGGUGAGCCCUCGGAGGAUCUUUGCCAAUGGCCACACCUACCACAUCAACUCCAUCUCCGUCAACAGCGACUGCGAGACCUACAUGUCGGCGGAUGACCUCCGCAUCAACCUCUGGCAUCUGGCAGUCACCGACAGGAGCUUUAACAUUGUGGACAUCAAGCCGGCCAACAUGGAGGACCUCACGGAGGUGAUCACGGCAUCCGAGUUCCACCCCCACCACUGCAACCUCUUUGUCUACAGCAGCAGCAAGGGCUCCCUGCGGCUGUGCGACAUGCGGGCGGCCGCACUGUGUGACAAGCACUCCAAGCUCUUCGAGGAGCCCGAGGACCCCAGCAGCCGCUCCUUCUUCUCAGAGAUCAUCUCCUCGGUGUCAGAUGUAAAGUUCAGCCACAGCGGCCGCUACAUGCUCACGCGGGAUUACCUCACGGUCAAGGUCUGGGACCUGAACAUGGAGGCGAGGCCCAUCGAGACCUACCAGGUGCACGAUUACCUGCGCAGCAAGCUCUGCUCGCUCUACGAGAACGACUGCAUCUUUGACAAGUUCGAGUGCGCGUGGAACGGCAGCGACAGUGUCAUCAUGACCGGGGCUUACAACAACUUCUUCCGCAUGUUCGACCGCAACAGCAAGCGGGACGUGACCCUCGAGGCGUCACGGGAGAGCAGCAAGCCCCGGGCCGUGCUCAAGCCGCGGCGCGUGUGCGUGGGCAGCAAGCGGCGGCGUGAUGACAUCAGCGUGGACAGCUUGGACUUCACCAAGAAGAUCCUGCACACGGCUUGGCACCCGGCCGAGAACAUCAUUGCCAUCGCCGCCACCAACAACCUCUACAUCUUCCAGGACAAGGUCAACUCCGACAUGCACUAGGGCCCCGUCACACCUGCCACGUGGGAGGAGGCCGCCGUGGGGACACAGGGCGCCUGGGCCUUGCCCCGCCCUGCCAGCCUCAGCAGGCUAAGGUGGCCUUGGAUGGCCAUGAUCUGUUUAACAAAGGGAGAGGUGCACAGGCACAAGGCACCAAAUGGCCGUGGUCACGGAGCGGCACUGUUUGGGUUCUUGGCAUGCACUGUGCUCUGUCCAUCUCGGCUGCCGUCUUCCCCGACUCUUCACUGUCCAUGCGGCCGGUCCUUUCAGAGGAAGCUGGAGCUGGUCCUGAUGGGGGACAGAGACCGGAGGUGGCAUGGGCCAGCUAGGGGCUUCGACGAGAGUGGGCCACUUGCCUGGCCUCGGGGCUGGUCCCGCCUGGGCUUUCUGGGUGGGAGUUUGUGAUCUGUGCAGGUCCCACCCCGGGGUAGGUUCCCAAGAGGAAGGGUGGGGCCCUACUCGUGUGCCAGUCCCCUUGCCUCGUUGCCCCCCUUGCUGAGCGGCUGUGGCACCUGGGCAGGGUGCAUCCACCGGAUUCCUGCAGCCUGGCCCCCGACAGCCACUCCUUUCUCCUCCCCCAGGACUCUGGCUCCUGCCUGUGGCUGUCACGUGGUAUCUGUUCCACUCCCUAAACAACGGCUGUCCUUGGGUGCCGGCCCUGCACUGGGGACCAGCACAGAGGGUGAAGAAUGAUUGUCCCCACUGUACAUGAGAGGAAACCGAGGCUCUGGUGGUGGUUGUCACGAUCAGGGGUGCUAUCCCCGCUCCACGCAGGCCCCAGUGGCGCACAUUAACCCGACACUGAAGGGCGCCGUCCCCUCACUCGCACCUUGAUGACAAGGGAUGACACAGAGGGAGAGGGAGAUGGAGAAGCCGUGUUUGGUGAUGUCAGGAUGUCCCUUCCCGAGGACGUCACCUCAGGACCGAAGGCCUCGGGUCCUUCUGCAGCCAUGCCGCACUGCCCCCGAGAGGAAACGCAUGUCCUGACCGUUGUGGGGUGUAUUCUCUGGGGACCACACACGCUCAUUAGGGGCCCUCCCCACACCCCGACACUGAGGGCCCCAGAGAUGUGUCUGCAGAGUCCUGCUGGCGACACUGGACUCUACCCGGUGUCAUCUGGCCCGGGGCACAGCAGGGGAGUCAGGCAGCUUGGGCCUGGGCUCCGGGCGGAGUGCAGCAGGCCAGGCUGAGGAAAUGGGCCCGAGGGGUCCGGGGCACCCGUGGACUUGUGUGUGUAAAAGCACAAAGCGCAUGUGCACUUACUCCUGGCCAUAUUCCACUUACACACCAGUGGGUCCCUUGAGUUUUUCUUUUUAAUCAACGUGAAUGAAGAGUGUCUGUUUAUAGUAGCGCUGUAAAAUCCAGGUGACCUGGACAGUAUUAUAUGUACAUAUCUACCUUAUUAAACUUUACAGUCAUGAGAUCGUACGACUUUACCCCCUGAGGAUGUGGUGAAUUGUACAGAAAUCUUGCUGAAGCCAAAACCCAGCUCUGAGGGCCUUAAACGCUUGCUGGGGUCUUCGGCGCCAGCGUCUCCCUUUGUGAUCCCGACAUCCGGAGAGGAAACUUGAGUUGGAAGCGAGGAGUUCCAUGAAACCGUAGGUUUAGCAUUAACCGUCUUCAGAGCAGCGGUCUUAUGGCCUUCGAAGGGGGUCUCGCACAGUUCCUACUUCCUGACUUGUUUUAAACUUUGGGUACCAAACCAAAAAGGGGGUUGGGGAGGGAAAGAAAAAGAGCUCCGAAGAAAAAUGCGUCUUGAGGUCCCUGGAAGAGAACUGCCCAGAGUGGCUGUGGACAGUGGACUGAGUGCGGAAAACAUGCGAGGGGCGAGGCUGCUGCGGUCACUCCCUUCCCUGUGUCUGCCUCUGGUCUUCUUGGGUGUUGGGCGUGUGCUUCGUGGUCGUGCUGUGGGGGUUUGGUUAUUUCUUCCCCUUGGGCUGCUCUCCGAGGGCGGAGCCCUGGGGAAGGGAAGUGGGUGGCGUAGGUCCGGGUUUGGAUUCUGUAACACUAGGUGCAUUCUUUCUUUCUCGGGCGUCUCUCCGAUUAUCCAACUGUUGAAUAAAAUUAUAAAUAUGUUAAUACCAGCUUUUUUCCAAUAAAAUAACAAAUGUUA